AUGACAAACCAGGAAAAAUGGGCCCAUCUCAGCCCCUCAGAAUUUUCCCAGCUUCAGAAAUAUGCUGAAUAUUCUACAAAGAAAUUAAAAGACGUUCUUGAAGAAUUCCAUGGUAAUGGUGUGCUUGCAAAGUAUAAUCCUGAAGGGAAACAAGACGUUCUUAAACAAACAAUAGAUUUUGAAGGUUUCAAGCUAUUUAUGAAGACAUUCCUGGAAGCCGAGCUUCCUGAUGAUUUCACAACACACCUUUUCAUGUCAUUUAGCAACAAGUUUCCUCAUUCUAGUCCAAUGGUAAAAAGUAAGCCUGCUCUCCUCUCAGGUGGUCUGAGAAUGAAUAAAGGUGCCAUCACCUCUCCCCGUACUUCUCCAGCAAAUACGUGUUCCCCAGAAGUAAUCCACCUGAAGGAUAUUGUCUGUUACCUGUCUCUCCUUGAAAGAGGAAGACCUGAGGAUAAACUGGAGUUUAUGUUUCGCCUCUAUGACACGGAUGGAAAUGGCUUCCUGGACAGCUCGGAACUAGAAAAUAUCAUCAGUCAGAUGAUGCAUGUGGCAGAGUACCUUGAAUGGGACGUCACUGAACUUAAUCCAAUCCUUCAUGAAAUGAUGGAAGAAAUUGACUAUGAUCAUGAUGGAACAGUCUCUCUGGAGGAAUGGAUUCAAGGAGGCAUGACAACAAUUCCACUUCUUGUGCUCCUGGGCUUAGAAAAUAAUGUGAAGGAUGACGGACAGCAUGUGUGGCGACUCAAGCACUUUAACAAACCUGCCUACUGCAAUCUUUGCUUGAACAUGCUGAUCGGCGUGGGGAAGCAGGGCCUCUGCUGUUCCUUUUGCAAGUACACAGUCCAUGAGCGCUGCGUGGCUAGAGCACCUCCUUCUUGCAUCAAGACUUACGUAAAGUCCAAGAAGAACACUGAUGUGAUGCAUCAUUACUGGGUUGAAGGCAACUGCCCAACCAAAUGUGAUAAGUGCCACAAAACGGUUAAAUGUUACCAGGGCUUGACAGGACUGCAUUGUGUUUGGUGUCAGAUCACACUGCAUAAUAAAUGUGCUUCUCAUCUGAAACCUGAAUGUGACUGCGGACCUUUGAAGGACCAUAUUUUACCACCUACAACAAUUUGUCCAGUGGUACUGCAGACUCUGCCCACUUCAGGAGUUUCAGUCCCUGAGGAAAGACAAGCAACAGUGAAAAAGGAAAAGGGUGGUUCCCAGCAGCCAAACAAAGUGAUUGACAAGAACAAAAUGCAAAGAGCCAACUCCGUUACUGUGGAUGGACAAGGCCUACAGAUCACUCCUGUUCCUGGUACUCAUCCACUUUUAGUUUUUGUGAACCCCAAAAGUGGUGGGAAGCAAGGAGAACGAAUUUACAGAAAAUUCCAAUAUCUACUAAAUCCUCGUCAGGUUUACAGUCUUGCUGGAAAUGGACCAAUGCCAGGGUUAAACUUUUUCCGUGAUGUUCCUGAUUUCAGAGUGUUAGCCUGCGGUGGAGAUGGAACUGUGGGGUGGAUUUUGGACUGCAUAGAAAAGGCAAAUGUAGUCAAGCAUCCUCCAGUGGCUAUUCUGCCUCUCGGGACCGGCAAUGAUCUAGCAAGAUGCCUGCGAUGGGGAGGAGGUUAUGAAGGUGAGAAUCUGAUGAAAAUCUUAAAAGACAUUGAAAACAGCACAGAAAUCAUGUUGGACAGGUGGAAGUUUGAAGUCAUACCUAAUGACAAAGAUGAGAAGGGAGACCCAGUGCCUUACAGUAUCAUCAAUAAUUACUUUUCCAUUGGCGUGGAUGCUUCCAUUGCACACAGAUUCCACAUCAUGAGAGAAAAACACCCAGAAAAAUUCAAUAGUAGAAUGAAGAACAAAUUUUGGUAUUUUGAGUUUGGCACAUCUGAAACUUUCUCAGCCACCUGCAAGAAGCUACAUGAAUCUGUAGAAAUAGAAUGUGAUGGAGUACAGAUUGAUUUAAUAAACAUCUCUCUGGAAGGAAUUGCUAUUUUGAAUAUACCAAGCAUGCAUGGAGGGUCCAAUCUUUGGGGAGAGUCUAAGAAAAGACGAAGCCAUCGCCGAACAGAGAAAAAAGGGUCUGACAAAAGGACCACGCUCACAGAUGCCAAAGAGUUGAAGUUUGCAAGUCAAGAUCUGAGUGAUCAGCUGCUGGAGGUGGUUGGCUUGGAAGGAGCCAUGGAGAUGGGGCAAAUAUACACAGGACUGAAAAGUGCUGGGCGGCGGCUGGCUCAGUGCUCCUCUGUGGUCAUCAGGACUAGCAAGUCUCUGCCAAUGCAGAUCGAUGGGGAACCAUGGAUGCAGACCCCAUGCACUAUAAAAAUUAUGCACAAGAACCAAGCCCCGAUGCUGAUGGGCCCUCCUCCCAAAACCGGGUUGUUCUGCUCCCUCCUCAAAAGAACAAGAAACCGAAGCAAGGAAUAAUCCUGUAUCUUUUCAUUCUUAGAGAUUUAAUUAGCAUCAUUGGGCCAUGGAACACUUAUGCUGGAAAUCGUUGAACAAUUUCAAGUCUCCUGCUCAUGCAAAAUCAUGGAAUUGGUUUAACAGUUUUUGUUACUGAGCUAAUGUAAAAUCCAGCUAUUAGAAAAUUUAAUGUCUCAGUUUUUAUGAGCAUCUUUGCAUGAAGAAAGCAGAGGUUUACAUGAAGUGAUACUGCCUAUUUUUGUUGCAUGCAUUCCCAUAAAUUUUUGGGUCUCCUACCCAUUCCUUCUCCAAUUUCCAUUUACUAACCUGUAAAAAAAAAUCUGUACAACAAAAAAAGGAAAUAUCACGAGAAAUGUGAUUCCAGUUAUUAAUAAGCACUACUUAAUAAUGCUACAAUAAUCAUAAUUGCAGAUUGCUAUACUUUUCCCUUUAGAAUCAAACAGUAUAUCAAUGAUCUUUGACCUGUGAGUUGAGGAGAAGCUUUUAAUUGAAAGGUUUUGUUAAAUAGUUGUCUACUUGCUGUAUCUAAGUAGUUUUUCUUCGACAUCUUGAUGCUUCUGAGUGGAAUUUAAGAUAUCAGGUAUAAAGUAUUCUUGUGCUAAAUGUAGGAAGUGGUUUUUAGUUUGUUUAGUUUUGUUUUUAAUUCCAGACAUAAGUGACAACAUGUUACUUGGCAGUAAAGUGUGUUAACAUGGCAAGCCUUAUUCCCUUCUGCAUGUGAAUUUAGAAGAAAAUUCUUAAUCACAACAGUAACCAAAUAGAUGUUUGAAACUAUGUGCCUAAUAAACUGUGUUUCCCACCAAAGAUUCAGAAAAA
Messenger RNA from Physeter macrocephalus (sperm whale), 3228 nucleotides. It is a transcript of the gene DGKB, whose product is annotated as diacylglycerol kinase beta. The record is from RefSeq and is a predicted model, not a curated record. The transcript is spliced from 25 exons. Gene Ontology annotation, cellular component: plasma membrane. Gene Ontology annotation, biological process: diacylglycerol metabolic process; intracellular signal transduction; lipid phosphorylation. Bases 1 to 2412 code for a protein of 803 amino acids. Gene Ontology annotation, molecular function: ATP-dependent diacylglycerol kinase activity; calcium ion binding. NCBI's taxonomy places the organism in Eukaryota, Metazoa, Chordata, Mammalia, Artiodactyla, Physeteridae.